Messenger RNA from Trypanosoma theileri, 459 nucleotides. RefSeq lists its product as uncharacterized. NCBI's taxonomy places the organism in Eukaryota, Euglenozoa, Kinetoplastea, Trypanosomatida, Trypanosomatidae. The transcript has a single exon. Bases 1 to 459 code for a protein of 152 amino acids. The record is from RefSeq and is a predicted model, not a curated record.
AUGGUAGAAGGCACUUUAAGUCUUAUGCCUUCCUUUACUUCUUCAGAUGAGAAUGUUUUGGGAGCUAUUGAUUCCUACUUGCGAUCAAAUAUAGAACAAGAACAAGAGUUGAUGAUUCGAGUAAAAUUAUGUGAGUCUAGUAUACGAGAUCUUCAGUCAACUGUUCAGCGUAUGACGGCUAGUCAUGGGGCUUUUACUUCUCUACAAAGAAUAGAUAGUCCCAAGGUUUCUAAUAGUAGUAGUAGUAAUAAUAAUGCUCUAGCGGCUGAAGAGAAAGAUGAUGAAAAUGAGGCAGAAAAGAUGUGUGAUUACUGCUUCAAGUUCACUCGCUGCUUAUCUUGUCCAGAGUGCCAUCGUGAGUGGUAUUGUAGUAGUCCUUGUCGUCGACUGCGAGAUCACCUUCAUCGUUCUAUUUGUCGCCGUCGAAAAGGUAAUUACAUAAUUCAGGGUUCUGCUUGA